AGUGUCAAUAAAGACAAUAAAGUGCUUUCUUCCUCCCGUGGUGCAUUGUGGGAACACAGUAAUUCCAAGAUGGCGGCGAGCAGGAGGCUGGCCAAGGAACUGGAGGAGAUCCGCAGGUCUGGGAUGAAGAACUUCAGGAACAUCCAGGUGGAGGAAUCCAACCUGCUGUCAUGGCAAGGUCUCAUCGUUCCUGACAAUCCACCCUAUGACAAAGGUGCGUUUAGGAUUGAGAUCAUUUUCCCCACCGAGUACCCCUUUAAGCCCCCUAAAAUCACCUUCAAGACCAAGAUCUACCACCCCAACAUUGACGAGAAGGGCCAAGUGUGCCUCCCUGUGAUCAGUGCAGAGAACUGGAAGCCAGCCACCAAAACUGACCAAGUGAUCCAGUCCCUCAUCGCUCUGGUCAACGACCCGCAGCCCGAGCACCCUCUGAGGGCCGACCUGGCAGAAGAAUACUCAAAGGACCGUAAGAAGUUCUUGAAGAAUGCCGAGGAGUUUACAAAGAAACACGGCGAGAAGCGGCCACUGGACUGAUCACAUGAUGCGCUCAGAGCCCACCCUCCCCCGCCCCGACCCCUCCCCUGUCCCCUCCCUGGCCGGGCCUCGCCUCCCAUUGAGGACUGCCUGUGGGUCAGGCAGCCUCCCCCUCGUCCUCUUUGACCUCCAGGCCAUUUCCAACUUUCUGCUCUCUAAAGGCCACAAACGGAAACAGGUGCAAGGGAACACGCCGCUCAGCUAGACGGAACCGGUUCUGCUCCUCCGUUCAGAACCUUCUCUUUUCAGGUCCGCUCUGUAUUUUGAUGAGUAGAAGCUUUCAGUUCCAUCCCUGAUCAGGCUCCUUUCAUCUGAAGUCCAGGUGAGAGAAGCUGCUGCCAGGAGCUCCCAGGUGUUCUGAGAGACCCGCCUCGACCCAGCGGGUUUCCUCCGAACAUCCACGGUUCCUCUCAGAACACAACCUUCACUUUGUCUGCUGCAUGACUCGGGCCACCUCUGCUUUUCUUUUCCUCCUUCACUCGCUUACCUAAAUUGUUUUGAUUGGCACUUCAUGUUAAUCAUUGGUGGGAAGAAUGUGUUUGGGUCAGUCAGAACCUCCCAUACAUGUCCCCUGUCCCACUGCUGGGCCCAGCCACACUAGAACACAAGCUCUCCGCCAGCCCGAGUUUGGUGGGGCCUCACUUAUCCAGCUAGACCAGGAGAAGCUGGAGAAGGAGGCUCGAACUCCUGGACGGGCCCAGAACCACGCGUCUAUGGCGGCCAACAGCGCAUUGGUUGCCCGGACCGGGUCAGGACACAGAGCGGGACUGCAGUGGCCUAAAAGCACCAUGUAACAGCUGUUUAAACUGGUCCGAUAUCAUUCAUAAUAAAGAUGGCUAACCAUUGGGCCCAAUGUG
Oryzias melastigma (Indian medaka) is the source of this 1391-nucleotide messenger RNA. It is a transcript of the gene ube2l3b, whose product is annotated as ubiquitin-conjugating enzyme E2L 3b. The transcript has 4 exons. The record is from RefSeq and is a predicted model, not a curated record. NCBI's taxonomy places the organism in Eukaryota, Metazoa, Chordata, Actinopteri, Beloniformes, Adrianichthyidae. The coding region runs from base 70 to 534 and encodes 154 amino acids.